Hibiscus syriacus is the source of this 1000-nucleotide messenger RNA. RefSeq lists its product as uncharacterized. Gene Ontology annotation, biological process: CAAX-box protein processing. The coding region runs from base 246 to 902 and encodes 218 amino acids. The record is from RefSeq and is a predicted model, not a curated record. Gene Ontology annotation, molecular function: metalloendopeptidase activity. Gene Ontology annotation, cellular component: membrane. NCBI's taxonomy places the organism in Eukaryota, Viridiplantae, Streptophyta, Magnoliopsida, Malvales, Malvaceae. The transcript is spliced from 4 exons.
GAACCAAUAAUGAUUCUGACCUGCCCUGUGGUUAAUCUCAAUCCUACAUUCGGCUGUCGUUUUAGCAAACCAGUCGCCGUAUCUACCAAUCCUUUCCAUGGUUGCUUCUUUUUCAGCACCAAAUUAAGUCUACUCUCCUCAAGUGUCACUGCAGCACCCACAACAAAGAUACAGAUAAGUCCACUCAAGGAUUUUCUGUGUUGAAAUCAGACAUCCCAUGGAAGACGGGGAGUUUAUGGAGCACCAUGGCUCUUUAUAUGUUCAAUUUGCACAUUCCUGUGGGUUUUGGUGGCCUUUCUAUUGUUGCUUAUAUCUUGCAUCAACCUGUUCUUGAUCCCCAGACUCAGGCACUAUCAUUGCUUGUAAUUGAUGUUUUGGAACUGCUUGCUAAUCUCUUUCUCCUAAAUAGCACCGUUAGGCCAGAGAAAAGGCUUGUGGAUAUUUUCGAAUUUAACUUGGUAGAAAGGAACUGGCUAUUGGCAUCAGCACUGGGUUUUGGAAUACUCAUUUUGAUAGUUUUCCUUACAUCGAUCAUUAUUGACGUAUUAUAUGGGGUAAAGGAUGUAAAUAACCCUGUACUGAAGGAAAUGCUUCUAAGAAGUGACAUUUCAAAAGUUGCUUGUAUUAUCGUAUACUGCAUCAUCACUCCGAUCCUCGAAGAAGUGGUUUACAGAGGCUUCAUGUUGGCAUCUCUUGUGUCAACUAUGGAUUGGAAGCAAGCAGUUGUGAUUAGCGCUGCCGUCUUUAGUGCAGCUCACUUCUCUGGUGAGAACUUUCUACAGCUGUUUGUCAUUGGGUGCAUCCUUGGGUGCUCUUAUUGUGGAACUGGAAACUUGUGCUCUUCCAUUGUCAUACAUUCUUUGUAUAAUGCCUUCACGUUGCUUGUAACAUUUUUAUCUUAGUACGAAAUAAAAUCUGCUGAUUGGAUCUCUUAUCUGGUUUUGAACACCUUUGAACUGAUUUAAAAAUAUAAGCGUUUUAUCUUCUAGGCAAUACAUCA